AUGCGGGUUUUUUACCUUGUCGCGCCCUUUUUGGGUGGUGCGCUGCCUGCCAUCACUGAUGGAGCCUCCGGACUCAUCGAGCCAGAGGCCACGGUUCAUGGCCCGCAUGAGCUCGAGCACGCGGCGGCCAGCAGACUUCUCAGGGCGCAAACAUCCGGCAGCGAAGUCCAGGAAGAUCGAGCUACGACCGGGAUUCGAGGAGUGGGCGGCGUUCUUUACGACAGUGCUGAACGCUUUGGCUUCAAACUGGAACACGCGUUCAUUGAUUUCAUGGCCCAGCUUGGGUAUGAUCGUACACAGCAUCUUGACAGUUUGACAAAAAGGGCACUGGUCGCGAGGUUCCGAAGCCUGGCUACUCAUUUUUCGUCAAACCCGACUGAGGAAGAAAAGCUCAACGAGAACGCCAAGGUUUUGGGCAUUCUUGAACAAGAGGAUGGCGAGUUUAUGACGGCAAUCGUGUUGUCGGUGUCCGAGAAGUUGCUGGGCGAUCAGUAUCUGGAAAGAGUGAAGGAGGUUCAACGACUACUGUUCGAUAAAUGGUUGGAGAAGACGAAAAAUCCGGAGACCAUCAGGACCGAACUUUACAGCGCUCCAAAAUUCAUGGCGGGGGCUGAUGAGGAGUUCGUGGACGCUAUUGUAGCCAACUACAAGUGCUACCAUGAGCAACAAACGGCAAAAGCUGCGUAA
Molecule: messenger RNA, 687 nt
Organism: Hyaloperonospora brassicae
Lineage: Eukaryota; Oomycota; Peronosporomycetes; Peronosporales; Peronosporaceae
Source: the annotation of a GenBank genome assembly